Paramecium octaurelia is the source of this 567-nucleotide messenger RNA. The record is from the annotation of a GenBank genome assembly. Lineage: Eukaryota; Ciliophora; Oligohymenophorea; Peniculida; Parameciidae.
AUGGACGUAUCAAUGGAGAAAGUCAAACAUAGAACCAAUCAUGAAAUCAUCAGAUUACAUACCUUGAUCAAGAAGGACAUUCCUUAAAAACUCAAAAAAAAUCACUUCUCUCCUCCUUCAUCGCCAUCCAUAUUGGAAGCAGUUCGAUCAAAACCACUAAUCAAAAUAGAGAGAUAACAAAGAUCGCCAGUAGUUUAACAGAUAAAUGAUCUAGAUUUUGGUUACAUGGAAGAAUUAGAAAGGAAAAAGAUGUUCAUGAUGAUUAGACUCGGUCACAUUAAGGACCCUGCUAGACUGCUUCCAGUUCAUAACUAUGACAAAAUACCAGUUCUUCCGAAAAAAAAGAAGAGAAAAAACAAUUAAACCCCAUCACCAAAGAUAUCUCCUCUCAAAGUUUCUAUGCAUAUUUCUAACGACAUAUCGCUACCUACUUUAAGCACAAGAUUACAUGAAGAUCCAUAUUAGAUGAACAGGAUCCAUAACACAACCAAGCAAAAAUUAGAUCAAAAAUAAAGGAGGCUGAAUGUAAUCAAUAAACGAAUACUAAAUAAAUUCUCUAUCGAAUGA